AUGGGAAUAGCAUGCUGUAAAAAUUAGGACGUUGCAAGGUUCAAUAUUUAACCUAUUAUUCCGUUGAUUCCAACUGAAGAAGCUUCUUUAGAUGAAACGAAAAUUGUGAAAAUAUAAACCAGUAUCAGACGUAAUGGAUGAUUUAAUUUCAAGGUUACCUUUCAAAAACCAAAUAAAAAUAAAAAUCAGAGGUUUCAGCCACACCUGUCAUAUAACUCUAAUCGCCUGCAAAUGAAUAAAUAGUUUAGAUUAUCGAAAUAAUCCCAAAAGAUGCGUAAAAAGUAGAGUGGCCCUAAAUUUUGCUUUAAGCUGUGCAAAACAAAUUAAAAGAGUUAGCACCUCUCAAAUAAUUGACAUACUCAUGCUAUCUAUUAGAUGAUGGAUGCUAUUAUCAAGGAGAUUUUGUGAAUUAAUAAAAAGAAGGGUUUGGAAGAUAAAUUGAUUAGGAUGGUUCCUUAUAUGAAGGAACAUUUAAGCAAAAUGUAAAACAAGGGAAGGGAAGAUAGAUUAGUUGUGAUGGAAGUGUGUAAUUGAAAUAAAAUUAUGUAGAUAUGAAGGAAAUUUUGAUGAUAAUGAAUAUGAUGGUUAUGGUGAAUUUUAAGAUUCGUAUGGAUUUGUCUAUAAAGGAGAAUGGAAGUAAUCAUUGUUCCAUGGAGAAGGUCACGAGAUCAAUGAGUAAUUCUAAUACAAAGGAGCUUAUAAACAGGGAUACAGGACUGGAUAUGGAGAGAUCAUAUAUGUAGAUGGAAAUAAGUAUAUGGGAGAAUUUCAGAAAAACAAGUUUGAAGGUUUUGGUAUUUUUAUAUAUGCGGAUGGAAGGAAAGUAAUCAAUGUAAUUUAAUAUUUUAGUAUGAAGGCGGUUGGAUGAAUAACUAGAUGCAUGGCAAAGGGACCUUUUCUUGGCCUAAUGGACGAAAGUAUACAGGGAACGUAUUUAGAUAUAUUAAAUAAUUUAGUAUCAUUUGGAUUUGAAGGAAGGUUUAGGAGAAUUCAUUUUUGAAAAUGGUAGUAGCUAUAGGGGGAUGUGGAAGCAAGGAAAAUAACAUGGACAUGGCAUUAUGAUUUCAGAGUUAGGAGAUCAAAGAGAAGGGGAGUGGGUUGAAGGAAGAAGAAUAAAAUGGAGAUGA
Messenger RNA from Paramecium octaurelia, 1127 nucleotides. Lineage: Eukaryota; Ciliophora; Oligohymenophorea; Peniculida; Parameciidae. The record is from the annotation of a GenBank genome assembly.